Messenger RNA from Ilyonectria robusta, 375 nucleotides. RefSeq lists its product as uncharacterized. Lineage: Eukaryota; Fungi; Ascomycota; Sordariomycetes; Hypocreales; Nectriaceae. The record is from RefSeq and is a predicted model, not a curated record. Gene Ontology annotation, biological process: protein import into nucleus. Gene Ontology annotation, cellular component: nuclear pore central transport channel. The transcript has 6 exons. Bases 1 to 375 code for a protein of 124 amino acids.
AUGGGUGACUUCCAAGCUGUCGCGACCCAGUUCGUCGAGUUCUACUACGGCAAGUUCGACGCGGAUCGCAAGGAACUCAUUAGCCUCUACCGCGAGAACUCCAUGCUUACCUUCGAGUCUGCCUCUGUCCAAGGUGCCACUGCUGUCGUUGAGAAGUUGGUGGGCCUCCCCUUCCAGAAGGUCAAGCACCAGGUCGCAACCCUCGACGCCCAGCCCUCGAACGAAAAUGGAGGCAUCAUCAUCCUCGUCACCGGCCAGCUCUUGGUCGAUGAGGAGCAGAACCCCAUGAACUUCAGCCAGUCCUUCCAGCUCGCCCGCGACGCCUCUGGCCAGUACUUUGUCUACAAUGACAUCUUCAAGCUCAUCUUCGGUUAA